This is a messenger RNA of Rosa chinensis, 1141 nucleotides long. Its product is annotated as aquaporin PIP-type. Lineage: Eukaryota; Viridiplantae; Streptophyta; Magnoliopsida; Rosales; Rosaceae. Gene Ontology annotation, biological process: transmembrane transport. Bases 83 to 934 code for a protein of 283 amino acids. Gene Ontology annotation, cellular component: plasma membrane. Gene Ontology annotation, molecular function: water channel activity. The transcript is spliced from 3 exons. The record is from RefSeq and is a predicted model, not a curated record.
CGCAUUAAUAAUGUUAUAAAUCUCACUUCUAUCACACUCUAAGCCAAGUGAACGACACAGAAUCGAUAUCACACUCUUAACGAUGUCGAAAGAAGAAGUGACUGAAGAAGGAGAGGUGUUCUCUCAUGGUCAGCAACCUAGAGACUACAGCGAACCGGCACCGGCACCGCUCUUUGAUGCCGGAGAGCUCAGCCUCUGGUCUUUUUACAGAGCCGUGAUUGCCGAGUUCAUCGCCAGCCUUCUGUUUUUGUACAUCACAGUCGCUACAGUAAUAGGGUAUCAAAAAGAAUCGAACCCAUGCGACACUAUUGGAGUCUUGGGAAUUGCAUGGUCUUUCGGAGGCAUGAUUUUCAUCCUUGUAUAUUCCACUGCUGGAAUUUCGGGUGGUCACAUAAAUCCAGCGGUGACGUUCGGAUUGUUCUUGGCAAGGAAGGUUUCGUUGGUAAGGGCAGUGGCAUACAUAGUGGCACAGUGCUUGGGAGCAGUAUGUGGAGUUGGGUUGGUAAAGGGAGUGAUGAAGCAUUACUAUGAAAGCUCACCAGGUGGAGGUGCCAAUACUGUGGCUGCUGGCUACUCUAAUGGAACCGCUUUGGGAGCUGAGAUUAUCGGAACUUUUGUGCUGGUCUACACCGUCUUCUCUGCCACCGAUCCUAAGAGAAACGCACGAGAUUCUCACGUACCUGUUUUGGCCCCGUUGCCGAUUGGGUUUGCGGUGUUUGUGGUGCACUUGGCCACGAUUCCCAUGACAGGGACCGGGAUCAACCCUGCUCGGAGCUUGGGAGCAGCCGUCAUCUUCGACAACCAUAACGUUUGGGACGAUCAGUGGAUAUUCUGGGUUGGGCCCCUUGUUGGGGCACUGGCUGCCGCAAUUUACCAUGAGCACAUAUUGAGAGCCGCCGCCAUAAAGGCUUUGGGAUCUUUCAUAGCCCGCUGACUUACGACUCAGAAGCCACAAAGUAUCCAGGGCUGUCUAUACAGAAAUGUAUAUUUGCUUAAUUGCUUUGUAAUUUUUUUCGAUGGAAUUUUCGUUGUUUGUGUAUAUAUGUUUGAAGUGUGGGUUGGUUGUAAAAUGCUUUAUGCACCAUAUCCUUCUAUGUAUUCUAUGGGUUGUAAUCAAUAGAUUGGGAUAGUUUAUUAAUUA